Ixodes scapularis (black-legged tick) is the source of this 765-nucleotide messenger RNA. Its product is annotated as serine/threonine-protein kinase SKS1-like. The transcript has 2 exons. The record is from RefSeq and is a predicted model, not a curated record. The coding region runs from base 1 to 765 and encodes 254 amino acids. NCBI's taxonomy places the organism in Eukaryota, Metazoa, Arthropoda, Arachnida, Ixodida, Ixodidae. Gene Ontology annotation, biological process: intracellular signal transduction; protein phosphorylation. Gene Ontology annotation, molecular function: ATP binding; protein serine/threonine kinase activity.
AUGAAGUGCGUGUCUUUAGGCAAGGGGUCGUAUGCUAAAGUAUACAGGCUCAUGUUCAACAAGGACCAGACUGUGGUGAUAAAAGUCUUGAGAAAAUGCGGAAUAAGCGAGGGCAUACCCCAGUGCCUGAGUAAGGUAGCGUUCGACAAGGGCGCGGCGAUAAUAUUUGCCGACUCGGUGAGUAGGCCCUUAGACCGGAUACUAUAUCACGACAAGAGCUCGAUAAACUUUAGAAGCGUUUUUAAGCAAGUGUUUCGCACGUUACACGCGUGCGUGCAAAAAUGCAACGUCUUUCACUGCGACAUAAAGCCAAACAACGUCGUAGUGUACGCCGACAUGAAGUGUACGGUCAUAGACUGGGGCGGCGCGUACCUGGCUCCCGCUAUACACAAACCGAGCGUUUCGGAUCCGGCUGCCGUCAGGACGACCAUGGCGUAUUCGUCAACGGAGGUCGUGGCCAUAUAUUGCGGCAGCCGCAAGACGAGUUACAAUCCGGAACUCCUCAUGACAUGGACCCUGGGAGUCUUUCUGUACGAACUUUAUUUCCGCAAAAUACUCUUUCAACGACCCAAGGAAGACCUGCUUCCCAGUGGAAUAGUCGGGGCCUCCAAGGAAACGAUUCGUAAACUCGAGUCAAAGAUCACCAAGGCUGUGUACUCGGCGCCGGUGGACGUGGCCGAAUUGAUUUGGCUCUGCUUGGCGCCGUUGCCCGAGGACAGAUGUAGACUGGUGGACAUUGAGGCGUACCUUGUCAAGGCAGGUUAA